GCCGUGAAACGUGUUUACUGGCCUGAACCCAGCCAUACACGUUCCUGCAGACCCGGGUCGUAACCGCAGCUGCUGCCGCCGCAGCUGGAAAGGCGCGCGGGGAGGUGCAGUACCCCCAGACGGCCCCUAGGGGGCAGCCCUUGCAGUCACUGCGGGGCAGGGACUCCCCGCCCGCUUUUUUCCCCCAAAAAAGGAGAGACUCCCGGCGGUCGGAGAUGGAGCGCCGGGGCUGAUGCCGAGGGCGGGCGGGCGUCCAGCUGGGGUCUGGGAACGCGGUCUCGUUCAAUGGCUCUGGCGUCUGCCUCCUCCGUUAGCCCGCCCCGGCUCGUUGCCUGGGUGCUGCUGCUUUCCCAUGCAGGCUGGACAGCAGUCCAGUAUGACCUGGAAGUCACAAACAACGGCCCUAUCACUAAAGACGCGCAGGCGACGAUCCACUGCACCCUGCACAUGAAGAAUGAACGGUCUUCCUCUGUCCGUGGGCAGCAGUACCAGUUUAACUGGAUUUAUGCCCCCUUGACGCUGGUGGAGAAAUUGGAGCGAGGGGCCAACUCGACCAUCGUUGUGACCAGUCCUUUCCCGGGGGUCUUCUCCGUUUCAGUCCAGGUGGCCCCCGCAGGCUGCUGGUUCUGCCCAACCCUUGCAAGAGGCCUGACAGUUCUACAAAUAUCAGAGUUUAUAGUAGGGAAUUUAUCGGUUACCCAAAUAGAGAACAGCAGUAUGCCAGAGAAAUUCGGUUCUCAUCCUGCAACAGCAACGCUAAUCCUCGUCUCCUUCCUCCUUCACGAUCCGAGCCAUUAUUUUCAGACGGCGUCCUUUGUUUAUAAUUGGGAUUUUGGAGAUGGAACAAAACUGACAACAGAUGAGCCCUCUGUCUAUCACAAUUAUUCCACUCCCGGGACUUGCGUGGUGCGCCUUGAGGUGACGGCAGAAUGGAGACAACAACACAGGAUGAAGACAGAGCAUUCAAGAAAGCUUGUCCAGAGAACAGGGCAUUUUGCUGCUGCGUUGGAGCUGUUAGAGUUUAUAGUAGGGAAUUUAUCGGUUACCCAAAUAGAGAACAGCAGUAUGCCGGAGAAAUUCGGUUCUCAUCCUGCAACAGCAACGCUAAUCCUCGUCUCCUUCCUCCUUCACGAUCCGAGCCAUUAUUUUCAGACGGCGUCCUUUGUUUAUAAUUGGGAUUUUGGAGAUGGAACAAAACUGACAACAGAUGAGCCCUCUGUCUAUCACAAUUAUUCCACUCCCGGGACUUGCGUGGUGCGCCUUGAGGUGACGGCAGAAUGGAGACAACAACACAGGAUGAAGACAGAGCAUUCAAGAAAGCUUGUCCAGAGAACAGGGCAUUUUGCUGCUGCGUUGGAGCUGUUAGAUGCUGUACAAAGUAUUAACAUCAUCGGAUCCACAGAGGCUCGUGUGAUGGAAAACUUAAACUUAUCUCUGCAUAUCAAGGGCAGCCCCCCUCUCGGCUUGUGCUGGUUGAUCAAGACCGAAUGUGUUCCGUUGGAGGGGGACCAGUGCCACCUAGUGGUGACCAAUGCUACUGACUACUCCCUGAACCACGUCUUCAGCGAUGCUGGGCAAUACUGCCUCAGCGUGCGGGUUGAGAACGGAGUGAACAGGUUGCAGUCAUACCGAGAGAUUCAAGUCAAGCCUUUAGGUAUUCAUCCGGCUCUCUUUGUACUCCCUUGCCUCGCUCUCUUAGCAGUUAUGCUGGGUUUAGCUGUUUACGUGACUUUCCGAAGCAACCCACAACAAAAGGAUCUUGUAGAGGUGGCGGAUUUUGACUUCUCUCCUGUGUCCGACAAAACCCCUUCAGGCUCUGGAUGGAGUUGCGGCCCCUUGUGUUGCCAGAUGUGCGUCCUCUGUCCCUCCCAAGAAUCUUGCAACACCGUCCGAGAGCAUCACCACCUCCUGCACCCAUUGCGCAAGCCGGUGAAGAUGUACACCAGAUGAAGGAUGUGAUUCUGGCUGGCUUUGUCCUGCUUCCUUCCAUCCACCCAGGAGGGCCUCCUGGAUAAUCAAUAUGUAUUUCUAUGUUGCUAGUUACUCCCAGAACGGUGUAUCAUUCCAUCUUCUACUCCACGGUAAACUCUGAAGGUCUGGAGGACAUUUCUGGCCUCCAACACUGUCAGAAGAAAAAAACUGAACUAUUUUCGGUUUAAAACAGGGAGUGGGGUCCACAGAAUAAGAGAACUACAUUACACGUGGAAGCAUCACUCACUCACACUCACUCUCUCUCUC
Molecule: messenger RNA, 2238 nt
Organism: Pogona vitticeps (central bearded dragon)
Lineage: Eukaryota; Metazoa; Chordata; Lepidosauria; Squamata; Agamidae
Gene: TMEM130
Product: transmembrane protein 130
Cellular component (GO): plasma membrane
Source: RefSeq, a predicted model, not a curated record